Messenger RNA from Diospyros lotus (date-plum), 1214 nucleotides. RefSeq lists its product as uncharacterized. NCBI's taxonomy places the organism in Eukaryota, Viridiplantae, Streptophyta, Magnoliopsida, Ericales, Ebenaceae. The coding region runs from base 501 to 1127 and encodes 208 amino acids. The record is from RefSeq and is a predicted model, not a curated record. The transcript has 2 exons.
GUUCAGUUUCUUCAUGGUAUCAGAGCAGUAAAUCUGAUCCAUUGCGGGCUUGUUUCUUGUAAGCCGUCAUGGCUAACACAGGCAAGAUUUCAGCAUCUGAAGUUUCGUCUGGAUCCGGAGGAAUGGCCGUUCCAAUGUCCAGCAUUCCUGAAGGUCCUAUUCUUCAGAUUACUGGACACAAAUUGAAUGGCCAGAACUUCAUCCAAUAGUCACAAUCAGUUAUGCUGUUCGUUUGUGGAAGAGGCAAGGAAGAUUACCUCACCGGAACUGCAGUGCAACCUCAAGAAACCGAUCUUACCUACAAGAUUUGGAAGGUAGAAAACAGCAUGGUCAUGUCAUGAUUAAUCAACUCCAUGACGAAUGCAACAGGAGAGAACUUCUUGUAUUAUAAAACCGCAAAGGAGAUAUGGGAUGCAGUUAAGGAGACUUACUCCAAUGCUGAGAAUACAUCAGAAGUGUUCGGAAUAAAGAGUAUACUUCAUGAAUUAAGGCAAUAAGAUAUGUCUGUAACAGACUAUUUCAAUGCUUUAACUCACCAAUGGCAGCAACUGGAUAUUCUUGAAGAAAAAUCAUGGAAGUGCUUAGAAGAUUCUCAACAAUACAAGAAGAUUGUUGAAAAAGAUCGAGUCUACCAAUUCCUCCUCGGACUCAACAAAGAUCUGGAUGAUGUAAGGGGAAGAAUACUAAGUAUUAAGCCUCUUCCUAGUGUCAAGGAAGUCUUCUCAGAAGUCCGUAGGGAGGAAAGCUGGAAGAAACUAAUGCUGGGAUCACAUCACCCUUUUCUCCCAGCUGAAAACUCUGCCAUGAUAGCCCAAGGAAAUUCCUUUAACCGAGACAAACAGCAGAAGAACAGACCAGUGUGCGAACACUGCAAGAAAGUUGGGCAUACUAAGGAUAUAUGCUGGAAGCUUCACGGCAAACCAGCAAACUGGAAACCAGCCCGAGAGAAAGAAGGACGUGGAAAUACUGCUGAAGCACAAACAAAUGCUGAGGUCAAUCCCUUUAGUAAAGAACAACUGGAAGCCCUUCAAAAGAUCCUGCAACAGACUCUUCAAAAUAAUACUACUGGAUCUGGUACGCUAGCCUCAAAAGGAAUCGGACUUGGAGAAGAGGAUUGGCAGUGCUAAGAUGUGUUCAGGACUCUACUUACUUCGAGAUGAAGAUGUUCAACUAUCACAAUCAAGUCCAAAACCAUGUAGUGCACUAAACUCUAG